Silurus meridionalis is the source of this 2060-nucleotide messenger RNA. RefSeq names its product ASPSCR1 tether for SLC2A4, UBX domain containing (gene aspscr1). The record is from RefSeq and is a predicted model, not a curated record. NCBI's taxonomy places the organism in Eukaryota, Metazoa, Chordata, Actinopteri, Siluriformes, Siluridae. The transcript is spliced from 17 exons. The coding region runs from base 53 to 1876 and encodes 607 amino acids. Gene Ontology annotation, molecular function: protein binding.
GCAUCAUAUGCAAUAAAGUUGUUUCAAACAAACACGCUGACGUCAUUUUGCAAUGGCAGCCAGCAUCACAGCAGUGUCGGUUCUUGCUCCAAAUGGACGAAGACAGACAGUAAAAGUCUGCGGAAACACACCCCUGCUGCAGGUUCUCGAGGAGGUGUGCAAGAAACAAGGAUUUAAUGCAGACGAUUACGGACUAAAGUUUCAGAGGAAUGUGCUGGACCUUACGCUGCAAUGGAGGUUUGCCAGCCUGCCGAACAAUGCCAAGUUGGAGAUAGUGCCAAUCACCCGACAGCGUGGAGGGGCAGACAGCACGCUUCGGAUUGCACUACAAUUCGAGGAUGGAUCUCGUCUUCAAGGUUCUUUUCCAAGCUGCCACAGUUUAUGGGAUCUGCUCAGCCAUUUUCCCCAAACCAGAAUAUCUCAACUGCACGUGCAAGGAAUCACACCAGUCUGUGUGUACAUGAGAGAUGAGGUCAGCGGAGAGGACGCUCUUAAAAGGACCACUUUGAGGUCUCUGGGUCUGACUGGUGGCAGUGCCAUACUGAGGUAUGUACUGAAAUCGAGUAACAGUCAAGGGAACAACGAGCCCAUGGAGACCGCCGCCAAACCAACUGACGCAGCUGCCCCUGCAUCCCAGCCUCCUCCUACUGUUAACACCAUACACUCAGAUCUGCCAGAUGAGCCCACACCUGCUCCAGUGCCCAUGGAAGCCCCUAAUCCACCUUGUGAGACACUCGAAGCUGCUGCUCAAACGUGCCAAGCACUUCCUGUACAAAAGGAGCAGGCAGAGUCAUCUCCAGACCAACAGCAAGUUGUGCGGCCCAAAAUCAAGCAAGCUGAUAUUCAGGUGCCUCAGGAAUCCAGUUCUGUUCCAGACGUGGAUGAAGAGCAAGCAGGGCCGUCCCAUAAAAAUAAUUCCCACUCAGUCACACCCAGCAACUUUGUGCCUUUCUCUGGUGGCGGGCAGAGGCUCGGAGGAUCUGGAGGUGACGAACAUAAAGAGUUCGCUUUACCGGCAACGUCGUCUUCUUCACCACUUUUCAGUGGGCCUCCAAAAGCCAAAAAGGCCAAACCGAGCCACGAAGUCCAGCAUUCUUCUAUUGCUACAUGCAGAGCAAAGGAUUCGGAGGAGGAAGGGGAAUAUCUGGAGCCAGUGGACAGGGAACCACUCGUGUUCCACCUGGACACAGCAGCAGAGCGGCAGCGUGAUUACAAGGAGCUGCCAGAUGAGUUCUUUGAGGUGACUGUGGAUGACGUGAGGAAGAGGUUCUCACAGCUGAAGAGUGAAAGGAGGGUGUUGGAAGAGGCCCCUCUAAUGACUCAGUCUUUGAGAGAAGUGCAGAAGAAAGAGAAGAUUGAGAGGUAUCCUAAGGUGGUGCUGCGAGUUCAGUUUCCUGACAGACGAGUCCUUCAGGGGUUUUUUAGGCCACUAGAAACAGUUGCUGUUUUGAAGCAGUUUGUAAGGACUCAUCUGCAGGAUCCUGAAAUGCUGUUCUACCUAUUCAUUGCCCCUCCUAAAACCAAGCUGGACGACCCCUCUGCUACUCUGUUUCAGGCGAACCUCUUCCCCGCUGCUCUCAUCUACUUUGGUUCAGACGUGCAGACAGAGUGCUAUUUGCGCAGUGAUCUUGUGGACGGCUGUGUCUCUGCUCUUGAAGCUGAUGAGGUCAUCUCUGGAUGUAUGCCCAGGUCUCCAGCUCCAUCCAGUUCACUGUCCCAUGAGGAUCCUCUCCCUGAGCACACCGAGUCUAAUGGAGCCCUCAAAAGCCAGAAGAAGCCUGAGAGCCCCAGUGAUGAGCAAAGCCAAGUACCCAAACUUGUUCGCACAGACCCUGCAAAUGUGCCCAAAUGGCUCAAGCUGCCAGGAAAGAAAUAACGACCCUGAAGAAGACGACUGGACGCUGACUUCUUUAGUAGGCGAGUCCACCGAGAGCCCUUGAUGUCAAUAACAAAAACAAGAUGAUGAAAGCACAUAGCUGCCAAUGCAAAUAGCCCUAUCGUUCUGUGAUGAUUAAUAAGAUGCUUUGUUCAUUAAAGCUGAGAUGUCAGUCUGUCAUUGA